CGCGACUCUAUCCACUCGUCGUUAUUGUUCAGGCUGUCGCCGGCUGGGCCGAAUUAGUAUCUCUUUGACAGCCAGUGUCGCGUGCCGAAUUAUCCGUCUGGGAAGGCCAUCUGCCCAUCGCUUCACGCACGUUUUCCUCCCCGCUUCUUCGUCUUGGUUAGCAAAGUUGUUUGGCGUCGAUAUCCGGACGACCGCUUCAUCGAUUCAACCGCAACCCAGGGGCCAGCAGGGCCCUGCCCAAUGACAUCUGGCCCAAACCUCACGCGCUACAGAUUGUUGUUGGGGCCAGCCCAACGUUCCGCCACUGCUGCUGCAAGCAUGACCUGCUGCAGACUGGUGUAACCUUGUUGUCCACAUGCUCUUCUGCCACAUACGUAUUGCACCCGGCACGGUCACCCUUCUUCGACUGCUUGUCGGCGCAGGGGAACGGGGGGUCCAACUCCGCUAGGCUCCGCCCGUCUGUCUGUCGACCAGGGCUCGAGCCAUGGUGGGUAAUGCACCACCCACCCCGUGAGAGCACCACCAUCGCGUCAAGGUCUGGCAGCGGCGAGCACGGCGCGUUCAUGGUGCCGUCGCAGCAUGCUGAGGCGUCGUCGUCGUCGGCGUCUCGCGUUGUGCUCAGCAUCAUGAGUCCGGAUGAGGCCGCCGAUGGCGACGAGGAGAACCAGGUCAAGGAGGAAGAUCCUUUUCUCCAGCGACAGGCAGGUGAUGGGAACGGUCGAGCAGACCUAGAGACGGCAGGCGCAACCCAGCGACGCGCAUCCAAUUCACGUGCCCUACCAAGUCGCCAGCGUCGCUCACAGGGCUUCUGCAAACUAAGCGUCUUCAUCGCCCUCGUCUUCGCCUCGGUCCUUGUCCUUGCCGGUGCCGUCUUACGAUUUCCGCCCAACAACACCGCACCCGCCAACGACUCUGCCACUCAUGCGGACCACAACCACGGUCAUGACGAUGAGGGUCAGGGAAGUCACAACGAGGCGCCCCAACAAGAUAACCAUGACGACGACAAGGCCAAAGUCGUCCACUAUCACGAACGCAUCCCCAGCGUGGCCCAGCUAAGAGAUGUGUCCGAGUAUGUGCUCGAACCUCACUGGGAUUUCGUCGCACCUCCCGUGACCCGCGAGUACCACUGGACGAUACUGGAUGCCAGCCUCAACCCGGAUGGCGUUUUCCGCCCCAUGAUGCUCAUCAACAACCAGUUUCCGGGGCCCCUUGUCGAGUGCAACGACGGGGACACGCUCAUUAUCAAUAUUGUCAACAAAGCCGUCAAUGCCACGUCGAUUCACUUCCACGGCCUGUUCCAGAAUGGAUCCAACGCCAUGGACGGCACCGUUGGCGUCACACAAUGCCCCAUCGCACCCAACUCCAACUUCACCUACAAGUUCAAUGUCAAGGGACAGUCGGGCACAUACUGGUAUCAUGCACACCACAGCGCUCAAGCGUCAGACGGCUUGUUGGGCCCCGUAGUCAUCCACUCCAAGGACGAGCACUCCCUACAAGAGCUGGGGUACGCAACGGAUAGGGUCGUCAUGGUUCAGGACCACUAUCACAACACCACUGCCGAGCUGCUAAUGGAUUACCUGCAGCCGGACAAGGAGAACGACGAGCCGGUCCCGGACAAUGCCCUCAUCAACGGCCGUGGCGUGCGUGACUGCGCCGACUUUCCUGGCUAUCGCUGUGAUAGCAGCAACGCAUCCACGCCGGUCCUCGAUCUCACUGCCGGUGAGCGUCACCGGCUGCGGCUCAUCAAUGUCGGUGCAUUUGCCGAGUUUCAGAUUCAGAUCGACGAGCAUCCAUUCUACAUCACCGAGGUGGACGGCACAGACGUGCACCCUGAGCCAUUUCAUCGUCUCAACAUACUCCCCGCUCAGCGGUACAGCAUCGUCGUCGAGACUAACCUCACGACAGCAGGCGCUUUCUGGUUGAGGGCGAGGAUGGUGGCCCACUGCUUCACGUCUGAUAAUCCUCGCCUCCAGACGGAGGUGCGGGGCAUCGUGCGAUACAUCUCGCCAAAUACUGGGCCGCUCGACGCGGAGCCGAAGAGCAAGAACUGGGAAGACGCCAUCGAGGUGAUCUGCCGCGACCUAAACACCACGGCACUCCACCCCGUCAAGCAUGUCACGCCACCGCCGGCCGAUGACUUCAUUCCUUUGCGUGCCAGCUUCAGGAUCGGGGCGUGGCGACUCUCCCGCGGCUUCUUUAACAGCUCAACGUGGCACGCCAAUGCCACUCAUCCCUCGCUGCACCGCUUCCUUGACGCCCCGUCAGACGUCCAGGCGCUCGGCAUGCCGCUCGGCGUCAACGACCGCGCCUUUGAGCGCGACACAGAGCUAGUCGUGCAGACCACGGGAAUCCGUACCGUGGACAUAUCCAUCAACAACUUCGACGACGGCGCGCACCCCUUCCACCUGCACGGGCACAAGUUCUUCGUCCUCGCCCAGGGCCGCAGCGGCUACCCGCCCGCGGGCAGAGACUUUUCCGCCUACCUCGACGCCCACGGCGGUCUGCCCGAGAACCCUUUGCGCAGGGACACGGUGACGGUUGAGCCCUACGCCUGGGUGGUGAUCCGGGUCGUGCUCGACAACCCGGGGUUCUGGACGCUGCACUGCCACAACACAUGGCACGCCGAGUCCGGCAUGGUAAUGCAGAUGUUGGUCCGAGGUGACGUCGUCAAGGGUUGGAAGAUCGACCCACAGCAGAGGGCCAUGUGCGGGCGCAGGGGCGUGAACUCGGGCAUGCGGCCCGACGACAGCAUCUGGUUCGGGUCAUUUUAGCAAGCGGCAGGGGAGGAGAAAAGUGGCAUGGUGGAUUAACCGUCUCCGAAGGAGAGUUGAGGCUUGAACUUGUCAAAUAGACACACAUGGCGUGGCAUGGCGUUUUGGGCGUAUCUUGGUUUUCUGCUGCUGCUGCUGCUGCUGCUGCUGCUGCUGCCGCUGUCUCCUUUCAUAUAGAUAUCAUACAGCACUGACCACACAAGCGGACAUUCGAAGUUGUAACACGAAUUAUAUUGGAUACCGG
Messenger RNA from Purpureocillium takamizusanense, 3015 nucleotides. RefSeq lists its product as uncharacterized. The transcript has a single exon. The record is from RefSeq and is a predicted model, not a curated record. Gene Ontology annotation, molecular function: oxidoreductase activity; copper ion binding. Bases 495 to 2771 code for a protein of 758 amino acids. Lineage: Eukaryota; Fungi; Ascomycota; Sordariomycetes; Hypocreales; Ophiocordycipitaceae.